This is a messenger RNA of Cricetulus griseus (Chinese hamster), 918 nucleotides long. The record is from RefSeq and is a predicted model, not a curated record. NCBI's taxonomy places the organism in Eukaryota, Metazoa, Chordata, Mammalia, Rodentia, Cricetidae.
AUGACAGAAGACCGGGCAGCGGAGAGAUGGGGCUACACAGAGAUCAGUGUUCAGAAAUUCUCCUACAUUUGGACCAUAAGGAAGUUCCGAUUCUUGCUUCAGGAAAGAGGGGACGCCAUUAAAAGUCCAACCUUCUCAUCCGGAGCCAGUGACAACGACAAAUGGUGUUUGGAAAUACUGACAAACGGGUUCGACGAAGAAAGCAAAGAUUACUUGUCAAUUCUCCUAACAUUGCUCAGCUGCCCAAAGAGCCCAGUAUGGGCAAGGUUCCAGUUUUCGAUCAUGAGUGUUGACGGAGAGAAAACCAAAGGAAUGAUAAGCCCAAGAUUCUUCAAGUCCACGCCAAAUCAACAAUGUGGAUUCAAAAAGUUUAUCCAUCGAGAUUUGUUCUUGAGUCUGGAGUCUUGGCUUCUCCCAGACAAUGAACUCACUGUCUUAUGUGAUGUGGACCUGGCGAUCCAAGACUCCUUCAUCAACUCUGAGGAGAGCACGGUGCCAGGAAUCCAGGGUCCAAGGUGCACGACGGCAGAUGAGCUAGGACAGCUGUGGGAGAAUUCUCUCUUCACAGACUGCAGCCUGGUGGUAGCUGGCCAGGAAUUCGGAGCUCACAAGGCCAUCUUAGCAGCUCGUUCUCCAGUUUUCAGAGCCAUGUUUGAACAUGACAUGGAGGAGAGAAGAAAAAACUGCGCGGAGAUCCAUGAUCUGGAGCCCCAAGUCUUCAAGGCAAUGAUGGACUUCAUUUAUACCGGGAAGGUAACAGUCUUCCACAGCAUGGCAGAUUCUAUACCGGCAGCUGCUGACAAGUAUGGCCUGGAGCGUUUGAAGGUCAUGUGCGAGGAUCCCCACUUAUUGGCUGAGGCAUUCAGUACUUGGCAUCUGCUCACACCUCUUUACUGGAACCCCUUCCCAAACGCUUGA